GGGGCAUUGAGGGGCAGGGUGGGGAUCGGGCAGGGGCUCUUGGAUGGACGCACGGUGCUCGUGUGUCGCACAGCUCGUAGCGUGCGCCCUCUGUCUGCAAGCCUCUGCUUCGCACCUCAUCCUGCCAAUCCGCUAUAACAUGCUUCCUCAGUCUCACUCUUGUUGCUGCACUUCUCCUCAUUCUCCUCAAUAGCAGCACCCGUCUCCCAUCAUGGCACGCUGGGAACGCUCGGGAAUCGCAUCGAUUGUGCACACGGCCGUCUUGUGCGGCGUCUUCGUGCUCCUCCUUCUCGCGACUCUCUCCAUUCCCAUCCUCCACUGGGCGUAUCUUACUGUCGAAGGGAACGGGUACACUGUGACACUUGGGACAUUUGGGUGGUGUCGUACAGGCGGCAAGGCGGGCGACUUCUGCAGCGGCCGCUCGAUGGGUUACAAUGUCCAGGAGGCGGUGCUCCUCACCUUCCCUGAGCGGAGUGGCGUCACGGUCCGCGAAUGGUUCAACAUGGCGAGCAACGGUCUCAUUGCGAUUGCGGUUACUGCUGGCAUUGCGGGUCUCGCAACUCUGACCUCGCUUCUCGGCAAGACAUCCUUCGCGCUGAUCUGGUCCACCCUCUUGGGCAUGAUCACAUGCGUCCUCGCCACCGGCUGCGUCAUCCUCAACGGGAUUCUCUUCACUGCACUCAAGCGUGACGUCCUCUUAGGCGGCGCUACUUCCGCCACCCUCGGCAUGGGAUACUGGUUCGUGAUCGGCGCGUGUGCAGGCUCCUUCGUCGUACCGGUGCUCGCGGUCAUCGAGUGCUGCGCGGGCCAAAUCAAGCGUUGGCGCGAGCCCAAGGGCGAGUAUGUCAAGAUCGACACGCCUGCUGAGAACACACGCAACAGCACAUAUCGGCAGAGUGCGUACGAGCUGCCCCUGUUCGACUUGGGGCAGGCGCAGCAGGCACAGGCCAAUAUUGGCGAGUUGGGGACGAGGACGGACGCACCGGCCAACCCGAGUCCUGUCAGAACGAGCGUCUAGAUGACGGUGACAAGGGUCCGGGACGUCGCCGCGAAAAGGGGGCAUCGUGGCUUGAUGGACAGAGGUUCUGGAGAUCUGGAGGUGAGAUGAGAUGGUGACGGAUAGACGGCGGCGAACAAUCUGUGUAUCCCAUGAAGUGAGCGCGGGCGUAGAUGGAACGUAGAGAUAGACUGUGUAUGUCAGCUUAGCUGUAAUUGUUGCG
This is a messenger RNA of Cutaneotrichosporon oleaginosum, 1220 nucleotides long. RefSeq lists its product as uncharacterized. Gene Ontology annotation, cellular component: plasma membrane; growing cell tip; cell division site. The record is from RefSeq and is a predicted model, not a curated record. Lineage: Eukaryota; Fungi; Basidiomycota; Tremellomycetes; Trichosporonales; Trichosporonaceae.